Messenger RNA from Ceraceosorus guamensis, 444 nucleotides. RefSeq lists its product as hypothetical. Lineage: Eukaryota; Fungi; Basidiomycota; Exobasidiomycetes; Ceraceosorales; Ceraceosoraceae. The record is from RefSeq and is a predicted model, not a curated record. The coding region runs from base 95 to 376 and encodes 93 amino acids. The transcript has a single exon.
GGUUGAUGUUGAUCCAAGCUCGUGGCGUUGGCAGUGGCCGUGGCGUUGCGGCGCGGUGCGGUGCAUUGCGUCGCAUGGCGUGGUGAGGCGCGUCAUGUUGGUGUGGCGUGGGAGCAGGCGUGGGUGUAUGCGAGGACCCUUGACCGUUAGAGCAGCCGUGCAUGCACCCAGGCACGCAUCGAACUCCGAAAGAGGGAGAUGUGCGCUGAACAAACAUUGCCGAGGCGAGAUGCGAUGGGCCACGCACGAGCUCCUUAGCGUCGGUCCAACCGGCAGCGCAGCUUCGGGCGGAGUUGCCUGGCCUGUCGCGCCUGCCAGUAUCGGUCGAGGUGCAGAGCCGCUGCGCACGGCCACGCAUGGAGCGACAAGAAAGUGAGAGAGGGCAGGACGUCGUUGACAUCUCGAGCCGGGCUCCCCGCCAAAGUGGUUAAUCAAGAGUGUAUG